This is a messenger RNA of Mercenaria mercenaria, 3106 nucleotides long. RefSeq names its product E3 ubiquitin-protein ligase TRIM33-like. The record is from RefSeq and is a predicted model, not a curated record. The coding region runs from base 336 to 1346 and encodes 336 amino acids. Gene Ontology annotation, molecular function: zinc ion binding. The transcript is spliced from 2 exons. Lineage: Eukaryota; Metazoa; Mollusca; Bivalvia; Venerida; Veneridae.
UCGGAGGAAAUCCCAUAUUUGAAAUUUAGUAAAUGCUUACUGUGAUGCGCAAAUGGCGCAUUCACUAAAAUAGAAAAAAAGAAACGUUUAGUUGAGUAAGAAUUACCAGAAAGUGAUCUAGUGGAGUUAACUUGAAUUUUUUGGAAUAAUUUGCAGAUCUGGAUGUCACAGAGGAUUAGUGCUUUAAUGAUGUUCAUUGUGCCAUGACUUAAUACAAGCCUUUUUAAAAUGAACAUAUUGAAUCAUUUUGUUACAAUCGAACAGUUUUUAACAAAAUCAAUAUCUACUGUGCACAGUUGACAAUAUACUUCCGUGCGCUAUUAUGGAAUGUAUGAAUGAGCCAGGGUAACAGUGACCGGUUGAUUUCAACUAGAGGACAACACCAACGUCAAAUCAGGUCCCUGGACGAGUCAGCUCAAGAAAUGACAGAACCAAAUGCAACUGCUAUGGAUCAUGGUGAGGAAAUCUUUCAGAUGUAUUGCGAGCCCUGCUACAGACAUGGGGGUACUUUCGUGACGGCGACUGCAUUUUGCCCGUCCUGUGUAGAUUACUUCUGUGAAUUAUGCUUAAGCUAUCACGGAAGGUUUCUCUCUGAGCAUGAAUAUUUGGACAAUGAUAAAAUGCCUCGGGACAUAUGUCUUGAAAAAUGUUCAACACAUGCAAAUGAAAUUAUCAAAUUUUACUGCGCUGCUUGCAAGACAUUUGCGUGUUCAGAAUGUAAGAAAAAGGGCCACAAUGUGUCAGCUUCCUGCAAGUUGGAAUACCUUUCGGACUUUGUCAACGAUCUUGAGAUUGAAUCAAGUUUGAAGAAGUUAAUCUCUAAAAGCGACGACGUUGUGAAAAAAGUUUCAGAAACAGAGCAGCUAAUAAUGAAAAACCAUGAAAUCAUUAGCGAUAUUCCUCAAGAAGCCAAAAAUACAUUAAAGAAUGAGACAGAAGCAAUGUUCUCUUUUUUUUAUAAAGAAAUGCAAAACAUUGAAGAAGAGAUACAGUCAGAAAAGAAACUGGAUAAUGAUCGUAUUGAAGGUUUAAAACAAAAAUAUUAUUCGUUGAAGUUUGAUAUUGACAAGUUGUCCGAUACUUACAAGCAGUCCUCAAAGUCUGAUAGCAAUCAAAAAUGUACACAUUUCAUGAAACUAACAACUUUCAGCCAAGAACUUGAGGGUAUGGUAGUCUCUCUACAAGGCGUGCCGAAACAAUGUACCUUAAGUGGUGAUAAAUUGAAGUCUUCUGUCAAAAAGCAGGUAAACGAAUUGAGUGAAAGGGUGAAAACAAUCGGCACUGCGGUCAGAAAAUUCGACACACAAAGCAAAAGAACGAAUGACGAAAAAUGUGAAAUCAAUUAAUUUCGUCGGCACGAAAUUUCAUGGUUUUAGCCAAAACGGCAGUUUCAUGGGGACGUAAAUUCGUGGAUUUUCAAUUUUUGAAGAAAAAAACAAUAAUUUCCACAGGAAUAGAUCUACUAGUAAUUCUGUCCUUACAUGUGAAACCUACACGUGUCAAACAGCGCUGAUUGUAGGACAUUUGCCCCCCAGGACAUUUGUCCCCCAAUGAAAAAAUGAACUGCUGGACAUUUGCCCCCCAGUUGAAAUGGCAGAUAGGACAUUUGCCCCCCAUUGCUUAUUUUUGGAAUGGACAUUUGCCCCCCAAUAUUUUUGUCCUAUAUGCCAGUAUAUAUAACUGUAUGUUUGGUUGUUUUAUUAUCAAAAUUACUCUAAAAGGCAAUUUUCAGUAAAAAAAAGUGUUUUAUUGAUAAUAAUUUGUUAAAUAUGUUAAUUACUUUCAUGUGUUAAGAUAAAUAAUAGCCUAUUAUUCAGUAAUAAAAGUGCUCAUAACAGUGUUAUAAUUUCUUAAUUAGUGCAAUGUUUUUAACACUCAAACUUGUUAAUUUGGCAAUUAUCUACUACAAAAUUGUAUAAAAACAAAGCCAUUGUCCCCUAAAAUAUGACAAAUGUCUUGUAUCAAGUUCCCAAAAAAUCACUGGGGGACAAAACUAUUGGGGGGCAAAUGUCCGUUUCAGAAAUAAGUACUGGGGGCAAAUGUCCUAUCUACCAUUUCAACUUGGGGGCAAAUGUCCAGUAGUCCACUUUUUCAUUGGGGGGCAAAUGUCCUGGGGGGCAAAUGCCCGGAUCCCAACAGCGCUACCAUGGUUACCGAAUUUGCAAUUUACGCCGCGGGAGAUUAGCGAGUGAUCAUGUGCCAAUUAACGACCGCCUUAUCUAUAAUUAAACGACCCCUAAUUUGCAAAACUUUUUAGAACUGUGAAAUGAUGUCAGUACAAUUCUAAUGGUUUCUUGCACUGACAGGAUACCAUGUUGUGAUAAAUACAUGUAUAUAUGUUGUGCUGGUGUUUGUGCACUAACAGGAUAUAGGGUAGCAAUAAUCCACAUGGAAACAUGGUGGCACAAAGAGUUUGUCUGCAGUUUCUGUGUGUGUAUUGAAAUGGUCGUUUAAAUCAAGGAAAAAUGUCAAAAGGUUAUUGUUAAUUGAUAAGAUCGAGAUAUCUUCAUGUAUAUCUGGUCAGUGGGCACUAGUUGAAUUUUAUGAAACAUGUGGAGAGUUUAAAACAAAACUGGUGUAUCUACAUUUUGGAUAAUUGAUGUAGAUAAAAGCGUUUAUCAUUCCAACAUGAUGUCAAUUAUAUCACGAAUGGCCCCUGUUUAAUAUGUCUAACAGAAGCCUAAUCAAAGUAAAAAUAUGAUGAAUUUUAUGACAGUUCUAUUAAUAGUAUAAUUGUGCUAUUAAUAGAAUAAACAUUUUAUAAUGUAAAGAAUAUUACUGUUUAUAUGGUGUUUUUGCAUUUAAUUAAUGUUAGGCGAGAGAACAGACAUUUUUUGAAAUGUGUGUAAGCUGAUUAUUUAGAUCUGAUUCGGAGUAUUAUGAUAGCAUUCCAAAUAAUGAUAAAAAAAAUUGCAUCCUCCGUUAAACAACACUAUUCGGAAUAUAAAAAAAUAAAUUUAUUUUUUUUUAUUAGUAAGUCAAGAAAUUAUUCCAGGUGGAAAGAAUUAUCUGCCUUGCUAAGGAGGUCUAUUUUAGCUAGAGGUGAGUGACCUAAGACCAUCUUGGCCCUCUUGUUUUAGCUAGAGGUGUUGUUAGCAAAGGGUAC